Lycium barbarum (goji berry) is the source of this 501-nucleotide messenger RNA. RefSeq lists its product as uncharacterized. The transcript has a single exon. Bases 1 to 501 code for a protein of 166 amino acids. NCBI's taxonomy places the organism in Eukaryota, Viridiplantae, Streptophyta, Magnoliopsida, Solanales, Solanaceae. The record is from RefSeq and is a predicted model, not a curated record.
AUGAAUGGACACAUUGAAGGAAGCAGGACAAGUCAUUUUUCCCAUGUUCAAAUCCUGUUGUGGGAGGAGAACAUGGGAAACAAUUUUUACCUAACAUUGUUUCCUUGUUUUGCAGCUACCUCAUACAUAAGCAUUGAACAAGCAGGACCACAACAUGGACAAUCCAAAAAGCAGGAAACAAACAGAUUCAAGGAUACAUGGAAAGUCAGCAAUGAGAAAAAAAAAAAAGAUUUCAAUGAGAUACCAACAGGAGUGAAUCGCACUGAAACCAGCGAAAACAACAUGAAAAGGUGCAUGAUAUACUCCGAAAUCAACAUACUCAGCAACUCAAAGCUCAUCAACAAAGGACGAAAGCAACAUGAGAUGACACUGGCUGAAACUGAGAAUUUGCAGAAGAUGGAAAUUCAAUUGGAACAGGAGAAUGCAUUCCUCAGAUCAAAGAUAGCAGAAAAUGAGAGGCUUCAGGAAUUAAGCAUGAUGGCAGCUGGAGUUCUCGGCUGA